Molecule: messenger RNA, 5019 nt
Organism: Carcharodon carcharias (great white shark)
Lineage: Eukaryota; Metazoa; Chordata; Chondrichthyes; Lamniformes; Lamnidae
Gene: slc22a15
Product: solute carrier family 22 member 15
Exons: 12
Coding region: 84-1586 (500 amino acids)
Biological process (GO): transmembrane transport
Cellular component (GO): membrane
Molecular function (GO): transmembrane transporter activity
Source: RefSeq, a predicted model, not a curated record
UGUGCCUGGGUCCGGGGUCCGCUCAGUCCGGCUCCCACACACUCAGUGUCUGUCGCUGUGCCUCCUGCUCGCCGGCCGCUCUGAUGGAUGUUGACGCUGCCAUGUUGUCGGUCGGUGAGUUCGGGAGAUAUCAGAAGCAGCUGAUAGUCAGUCUCGUCCUGUUGCAGAUAUACGUGGCCUGUCAGUCAAUGCUGAUUGUACUAGUGGGAGCACAGCCUGAGUACCGAUUAAACACACCGCAAGUGCCCAGCACGCACGAGGAGUUUGUCAAACACGUCAUAUUUGAGGAAGAUUUCACCUCCAUUGCAACUGAGUGGUAUUUAAUCAGACAGGAAGCGUACAAAGUGAACUUGGCUGGAUCCUUAUUCUUCGUAGGAUUGCUCAUUGGUAACAUCUUGUUUGGGCCCUUGUCUGACCGAUUUGGCAGGAAACCAAUCUUCCUAGCAGGCUUGUUCCUUGAUGUGGUAUUUGGGUUUAUCACAGCACUCGCUCCAAACUAUGAAGUCUUUGCAGUAACCCGACUCCUUGUCGGGCUUGUGAAUGGUGGGAUGUCCCUGGUGGCUUUUGUACUGACACAAGAGUUUGUGGGAAAAUCCUACUGGGCUUUGACAGGGUCACUCACCAAUUUAGUAUUUGCGGUUGGAAUUGCUGCUUUCUCUGUUAUUGGCUAUUACAUCAGAGAUUGGCGUGCCCUUGCUGCUGUCGCCAAUUGUCCUGGAGUCGUGUUUUUCCUUCUUUUCAUUACAAUUCCAGAAUCGCCAAGGUGGUUAUAUUCCCAUGGGAGGACUGAGGAAGCAGAGGAGGUGCUACAAUAUAUUGCACACAGGAAUGGGAACGAAAUGAUUUUUGUGCAACUAAAGCCCUGUGCUGGAACAACGAAAAUUGGUCAGUCAGUUCAUGGAGUGAUGGACCUGGUGAGAUACCCUACAUUACGCUGGAGAACUGCCAUUUUGAUGUAUGUGUGGUAUGUUUGUAGUCUUGUGUAUUAUGGCCUAACGUUGAAUGCGGGGGAAUUGAAAGGCAAUCGCUACCUGAACAUCGCUUUGUACGGCCUUGUGGAAGUGCCAGCAUUUCCUCUCUGCCUUUACUUCAUUGAUAAAUCCUGGUCAGGAAGACGCAAGACGAUGACAGCAUUUCUGUUAUUUGCAGGCGUUGCCUGCAUAAGUACCAUGUUCUUGCCUCGGCAUCUGGCAGACUUUGACUUGGGAUUCUUGCUGAAUGUCACUUCAUUGGCACUAUGUGGAAAGUUGGCUGUCAGCGCUGCCUUUAAUAUUGUCUAUGUUUUUACUGCAGAGCUUUACCCAACUGUGAUCAGGAAUGCUGGAUUAGGAAUAUGCUCGAUGUCAUGCAGAGUCGGUGGGAUUCUGGCUCCAUUUGUACCAUCUCUGAGGUAUCUGAAUCCAUCAAUGCCGUUCAUUGUGUUUGGGAUCGCCGGAAUGUCAGGGGGAUUCCUGGGACUCCUCCUUCCAGAAACAUUAAAUAAACCAAUUGCCGAGUCAAUAGAGGACCUUCACACUCCAGCCUACCAGAGACUUGAAGACAAAAGAAAAAAGGGAGUUGGAUCACAGGAAAGCACUCAGUCAUGAAGAUCGGAGGCUUAGCAAAGAACCAUUCAGACUGAAAGGAUGAUCCAAUGGGUGUAAGGACAGUGUUUUGAGAUGAGGCCUCAGCAUUGCAAGGAGAAAUUGUAGAAGAUGCUACAAGAAGUUAUGUAACCAAUUCAAAGAGACUUGGAAAUGGUGCUUUUUAAGAUUAGCUGGUUUCAAGGUGACAAACGUGCAGCUAGUGGCUAAGGAAAGACUUAUUUAAGCUAGAAAGAUUUACCUCAGUUAUUCAUUUCCCAACAUCUGUUGGGUAACAAGGAACUGAGAAUUCCUAUUGUUUACAUUUCUAAUUGUACAGUUUUGCAAGUAUUUUUACCUUUGACCUGCCAUUUAAAGUAUAAUAGAGUUGUAUUACCUGAAGGAUAUCAUCUCUUUCACCAGAUUUUGAUACAUUAGUUUUAUUGACAAACCAUCACUUUCGUAAGAUCUUAGGAAUCAAGUUAUGAUGUUCAACAUAUAACUUCAAAAACCUGGGAGCUAAGCUCCACUAACGUUUUAAUACAACUUACAUUAUAAUGGAGAGCCUUAUAAUGAGUUGUAUGUAUUGGACAUACUUUUAUCUCUCUGAAGGGUCUCUAUUUAGACACUUGUCAUUUCUUAAGGACCACUUUCUAAAAGGUCUCUGUUUUUCCAUUUAUUCUGCUCUGCUUCAGUCUAGCACUUCUGUAUUAAGGAGCCCUAAAUGCUACAGCUUUGUAUUUAAGAGGAGAAUGAUCCAGGAUAAAAUGAUUUAAUCUUGUAGGUGCAAUAUGUGUCAUAGCAUCUUAUCCAUUCCUUUGCUGUUUGAGUUUGUGGUUAUGUCGCGUCAUGCCGAUUGGAUCGUGACUUCCAAUUCUAAUGACUUCUUGUUCCAAGAACAAGACCAAGAGAUAAAUCUGUAAACUAUCAAUUAAAUCUUUUCAACUAUAUUUUAUUUCGAACCAUAAGCCAUCCAUAUUUUGGCUGUGUUGUUCCACUUUGCCUUCAGUGCACUGUGCACACUACCUUGUGAUACCUUUCCACAGGCGUCUUUUUGGGUGUCAAUUGUAUUUUAAUAGCUUUGCUAAUGGUCCAUGUUUCAUGUGCAGUAUUUAUCAUAGAAACUUAUGUUAAAUGUUUAUUCUGCAGCAUUUAACUGCAGUUGAAUGACACCAUCCUGCAAUAGGAUGCUGACUCCCUUCAGUGUUAUCUAUGAUUGACUGAAAACAUUUUCAACCCACUGUUCCCAUUACCUGUGUUGUGCAUUUUCCUCUGAGGUUUGAUGGAAAGGAGGUGGUCUGAGAGUUUGGUCCACAAUCAACAGACAUACAUAGACGACACAGGGAACUGUUUAUACAGAAAGGAAAGCCUAACCUGUUCUUGCAUGUUCUGCCCAUGAUGCAUUGUAGAACAUUUCAGCUUCUCUGUUUGAGAGGUGUGCGGACACCGAAUGGUGAAACUCCUCCAUGUUCGGACUAUGGCAGAUGGAUCCAGUGACCAAGCCUCCCUGCAUCCCAACUUGGUCAUGUAGACCCAGUGACCAAACUCCUCCUCCUCUUCGUCUCCUCCACCCCCCCCCCCCCCCCCCCCCCCCCCCCUGCCAAACCUCUGACUUGGACCUAUGGAUCUAGUGACUAAAACUGCCUCCCCAUCCUGACUCUGGCAGUGACCAAACUGCUCCACAUUCUGACUCUGGAUCCAGUGACCAAGCUCCUCCACCUCCCCAGUCUGGCAGGCAGAUCCAGUGAUCAGACUACAUUUAUCCCCCACCUGCACCUCCCCGAACACUUCACUAGCUCUGGUAGGAUGAUCUGGUGACCAGACUAUCCCCACUCAGGUGGAACCGGUGAUCAAAUUCUACCCCUUCAAAUUGCCUCCAGCAGAAUGAUCCAAUUGGAUUGAAGGGAAGCUGUGUAUUCACAUAGAUGCAGUCUACUUGUUAUUCAAUGCUACUUCACUCAAUCUGAUUAUAUGCACUAACUCCCUUGCUUGCUGUAUCAUUUCCAUUACAUAAUGCCAUUUCCUUUUUGUUUUUUUAAUAUAGUUCAUGCUUCCUCCAUUUUUGUAAAGCACAGGAAGGACUUUGAGUAAUCAGGAGUAGAAUCUAUGGGAUUUCUGGCAAGAACCUUUCUCAGCUUUUAUUUUUUAAAAAGUCAUAAUGAUCUUGAAAAGAGAAUGUAAGAACGUGCAAGAGAAGAAAAGAUUUUAAGCUCAAAAGCAGUAGAAAUAUAGAGGAAGAGUGAGAGUGGGAAAUCUCAGACUAUAUAGCUGAUCCCAACUUGGGGAGACAAUAGGAGGUGACAGAUGCUCUAGGAAGAGGGGAAAUUAGCCAUGGUUCCUGAUCCUGGUCGCUAUCCAGUGACUCCCAUUGAAAAGUGCACAAGUGGACAUUAGACGUGGUCAGGAAUCAGGCUUAGUUGUGAUGCCAUUUGCGAAUGAUGCUCAACCGUUUGAGCUAAUUGUUGAGGAAUAUUUUCUUGAGAUCUACUUGGAUGGGGAGGUGGAAGGCUGCUGGACCUGAUAACGCUGUAGUCCAAGAAUCAACCUCUCCAGGAUUGGACAGAGGAGCAAUAGGGAGGAAUUUGGUUUCAAAACAAGGAGAAGAAUCAGGUUGGAAUUAAUAGGAUGGAGUGUGAUGUCAAGUUUGAUAAAAGUGGGACAAUUGGAUUAGGAGGAAAAGUAGGCCAUCUUUUCUUAUUUAAAUGUAAUUUUGCAGAUACCUAUUUCAGUAGUUUAGAGUAAAUGCUAUUGUAUUAAAUAUACUGUGUGAUCUUAUUACUGGCAAUUAUGUUUGUUUCAGUGUCCGCGUAGGAGCUGAAAACAAAUACCUGUCAUCCGUGAGAAGCAGGAUGUUUCCCUGCAUCUCUCGGCACAUUAAAGUUAGAACAUGAAGCACAUCCAAUUGUCUAGCAGAGAACAUUCCAUUCCGUCAGCGGUUAGCCAUUUACCUCUGUAAUGUGCAGCUGUGUAGAAACAGUAAUGCUGUAUAUAUACUGUACUGGGCCUUGUGCUCAAAAUGCGGGCUGUCACUUUUUGUUUCUUGCCUGGGAUCUAUGUGCAAGGGAGACAUUAACCAAAUUAACCAACAAAGAUCUCCACACCCCUGACCAGCAACAAUCCAGAGCUUGCCUUGCAACAGGGUAGGGGUGGAUUUUCAACUGGCUGUCUGCAUAUAAAACUGGCCCCUCACAGACCAAUGGCAAGCUGAAAAUUUCUCUCACUGAUGUCACUAGUAAUUUAAAUGGUCUGACAAUUUCAUGUCCUCCUGUUUCAAUGCUAUUGUGUAUUUUUUUGUUUGACUAGUUCUUGUAAAUGUGACAUUUUCACAUUCAGUUUUGUGAGCUUGGUGUCAGUUAACCAGAUUGCUUUGUAUUUCAUUUUUACAUGGUGAAAAUCUGCCACACGUGUAACUGUACCAUGAAAUGUGACACCAAAUAUAAUAAGAAAUGCCCCCUGA